Messenger RNA from Morus notabilis, 1376 nucleotides. Its product is annotated as serine/arginine-rich SC35-like splicing factor SCL30. The record is from RefSeq and is a predicted model, not a curated record. Lineage: Eukaryota; Viridiplantae; Streptophyta; Magnoliopsida; Rosales; Moraceae. Bases 165 to 968 code for a protein of 267 amino acids. The transcript is spliced from 8 exons. Gene Ontology annotation, molecular function: RNA binding.
AGCCCAACAUGGAACAGAGACUUUAGGGUUGGAACUUGGAAUAUCGACUCCGACCGAUAUUCUCCAGAUCGAAGUAAACUUCAGUAAAAAAGCCUCUCUCUCUCUCUCUCUCUUCUGCCAAUCGAAGAUCUCUCGUUGACGUCGUAGUUUGUACAGGCAAAAGAAUGAGAAGGUACAGUCCACAGUACUAUAGUCCUCCAAGGAGAGAUUAUGGUGGUCGAGGAAGAAGCCCACCAAGAAGGGGUUAUGGUGGAGGCGGUGGAUAUGGAGGAAGACGCAAGGAACAGAAUCAUGGAAGCCUUUUGGUUCGCAAUAUCCCUCUUGAUUGCAGACCAGAAGAAUUACGAGUUCCAUUUGAGAGAUUUGGAGUUGUUAGGGACGUCUAUAUCCCAAAGGACUAUUACACAGGGGAACCUCGAGGGUUUGCAUUUGUGCAGUUUGUGGAUUCGUAUGAAGCAUCAGAGGCUCAGUACCAUAUGAAUGGGAAAACCUUUGCUGGAAGGGAGAUAUCAGUGGUUGUUGCUGCAGAGAGUAGGAAAAGGCCAGAGGAAAUGCGUCAAAGGACCAGGCCUAGAUGGCCAGGACCAAGCUAUAGGGAACGGCGUUCAUCUUAUUAUGGACGUUCUCGAUCUCGAUCUAUAUCCCGUUCAUGCUCUCCCCGCCAUCCCUCAGGUUCUAGAAGCCGAUACCACUCACGGUCCCGCUCUCCUGCUCCAAAGCGGCGUGCUGACUACUCUGUUUCCCCAAAUAGAAGGCAUGCAGACCAUCCAAGAUCUCCAAGGGGUCUUCCACGAGAGCAAGAUGGCGAUCGUAGUCGUAGGUCAUAUUCUCCGGGUUUUGAAAAUGGUGCUGAGCAAAAUCCAAACAAUGAUGGGAAAUCUGCAUACGAGACUGAGGAUGCGGAAGGACAUUGGAGGUCACCUCGUAGAACAUCAAUAUCACCACCUGGAUCCAGGCGUAGCCGGUGACCGGGGGGACAAGAAGGCUGCAGAAACUUCACUCGGUGGUUAAUGUUGGCUGGAUUAGCAUCACUCUUUUAGGUUGCAACAUUGUGUUCAGUCCAUUCAAAAAGGGGGGUGGAGCACUGUGUUUAGUGAUAUGCAUGCAUCUUGAAGAUUGUUGAGCAUUCGCUUUUAGACCCAGUGCAAUUAUGUGGAUUCGUGGAAGAAGUCAGAUAUAUAUAUAUUCGUUUUUUGAGGAAUUUGAUAAGUUCUUUUGUUCUGUUUGAUGUUUUGUUCGUUGUCUUAAUCUUGAUCUUAACAAUAUAUAAAAGCGCCAACCGGCGCGUAGGUUUUGUUCCUACCGGGAUGAAAUGUUUCGUGUCAGUGGGUCGGGUUGGGACUAAACAUUUCAACCAUGUUUCUUUGGGGAUGAAA